This is a messenger RNA of Rattus rattus (black rat), 5847 nucleotides long. RefSeq names its product retroelement silencing factor 1 (gene Resf1). The transcript is spliced from 5 exons. Gene Ontology annotation, molecular function: histone methyltransferase binding. The record is from RefSeq and is a predicted model, not a curated record. Gene Ontology annotation, cellular component: nucleus. Lineage: Eukaryota; Metazoa; Chordata; Mammalia; Rodentia; Muridae. Bases 703 to 5136 code for a protein of 1477 amino acids.
CCAAACCUCUGCGCGCUCUACGCUCGUCUGAGGCCUCGUUCGGUGCUAUUGGCUUGUAAGCGCUCGCCGUGCGGCCCGGCCGCUUCGGGUCGGGCUUUUGUUCUGCGCCCUGGGCACCGGGCUGGGUUUCGUUCACCUCUGUUCUGGCGGAGGGCCGCCACCCGGGCCCUCGCUAUACCGUGGUCGCUGCGCGCUGAGCGGGCGCGGUCUGCGGUUCUUCGCCAGAGGUGGCAGGCGGGCUUGUUGCAGCUUCGCGUUCCUUCCGGUUUCGGAAGGAGAAGCAGAGCUUUGUUUUGCUUUUCGGUUUCUUUCUGUGUCGGUCUUCCGCGCCUGGCCUCUGCGACCCAGUGGAAUUUGCCUUCCACUGCCUCCCAGGAGCGCCCAGGCCUGGGUUUGCGCCGCGGCCCGCAGCAUCUCCGAAGCUGUUUGCAUUAAGAGUGCCUUCCUAGAAAAAUGGAAAAACAGGAUUAGAGGCGUGAAUAUACUCACUGUGGGAGAGACUAAAAGGUAAAAUUGUAUUCAGGAUCUUGCUGUGUAGGCAAAGCUGGCCCCAAAACUGUGACCCUCUUUCUCCAACCUCUGAUGCUGGGAUUACAGGUGUGCACUGCUUUGACCACUUGUAGUGUUGGAAUAUACACAUUUCUGAAAGAUUUAUGACAUUCAAAACCACAGACUUUACAAUACUGCUAAGCCAGAUCAACUAUGAGUUGGAAUGCAAAACCAGAGAAUGCUGUUGCCAAACCCCCAAAGUUUUCUAAAACGCAUUCAUCUAUAUUACAACAGUUUUUAAUGACUUCUACAACUUCUCAAAGUUCUUUCAGCUAUCCUGCCCAUAACCAAGAAGCAUGCAUGUAUUCCAGUAACUCAAAUUCAGUUUCCCAGCCACUUCUGAGCGGCAGAAAUUAUAUGACUCCUCAGACUCAGAUCUCUGUUUCUGACAUGCCUAGUAGGACAAUUGUGACCUCACAGUCUUCAAUGGAAGGAGUUGUAUGUACAAAUGUUAAAGGGCCCCAACAACCAAACCACAAUUUGCAGACAGUGUCUUCAGGAGUUAUGCAAAAUGUCUGGUUUGGCUCAUCAGUGAAGAAUUUUAUGCCUUCCCAUACAGAAGCAACCAUAUCCCAUAAUCCUGAUGGAAGGACUAAUAUGCCUUACAUGCAAACACCACAGAGUCAGCUCGUCACAUCAGAUACCUAUUCUAUGCAACUGCAAAUGGUUCCUUUUAAUCCUGGGAAAGUUCCUGUAGCGUAUCAAGGAAAUCAGGGACUCAAUCACUUCAUACCAGAUCAGCUGGCUGACUGGACACAGUAUACAUCCAGUGAACUAACUUAUCCAGAAUACAGGCCACCUCUGAAGCAAUACUCCCGCAUACUGCCAGCCACUACAUCAUUACAAGUUAAAAAUAAUCCGCUUCCAACUUACACACAGGCCUUACAGUCAAAGCAUUCUGCACCUUUGUCUUCACAUCCAUAUGCUGCAGAAACCAGCAAAAGACUCUCUGCCCUUCCUUACAGCUGUAGAUAUGGAAGCCAACAUGUACAAAAUACUCAGCCUGUUUCUAAACACUUGCCUAUGGAAGUCCCUCAGAGUCCAGAAGUGCACUCAUCUGAAAAAAAGCAAGAUUCUUACAGAGGCUUUAAACAGCAGUGGCAGAACCCUAAUGAAUCAUUCACCAUUGGAAAAUUCUCUGAUUUGAAAAUAAAUGCCAAGCAGUCUUAUAGUGACACUGUUAGAUCUUCUGGGGAUGGUGUUCAGGCGCUUGUUCAGAAUAAUCAAGAGAAAAGAAAAUAUCCCUACAGUCCAAGUACAAAUCAAGUAAUAGACACAAAUGCCACAAAAGAAAAACUGGCGAGGGAUAUUAAAUCACUAGUAGAAAUAAAAAAGAAGUUUACAGAACUUGCAAGAAAAAUUAAAAUUAAUAAAAGUCUUUUGAUGGCAGCUGGUUGUAGUAAAACAGCCAAUACUUCUUAUACUGAACCAAUUCAGCAUUCUGAAUUUUCAGCAAAAGAAAUGUCUGCUAAAAAUGGCAACGACUGCUCCAUGGAAUUGCUAGCAACAUGCCUUUCUCUUUGGAAAAACCAACCUCCAAAAACCACAGAAGAAAAUGUCCCAAAACCUUUAGAAGAAAAACAGUGUAACACCUCACGAAUCAGUACAACGGUAGUUGGCAGUUCACAUCCCACAAACGAAGUUCACACUAAGAGUUUUUGUUCUGGUGUUGGGAAUUCUCAGAAACUGCUGAGCUCAUCACAAACAAUAUUGUCAGUUCUCACUCCGAGUGGUGAGUCUUCAGGUGUAGCUGUUGGAAAAGGAACAGAGCUUCAGAUUGCUGUGGUGUCACCUUUAGUCCUUGCAGAUACUAAUCCCUCACCUGGAAAAGAGUUAGUGCCUGAAAUUUUACCAGAACCGCCGUAUCCAGUUGUUAAGGAAGGUAGUAUUUGUAGCUUACAACACCAACAGGCAGAAACUGCUGCUUUACCUUUUCACAUUACAGGAGUAGUAGCAGAUAGUAACCUGUCAGUGGAGAUGUCUCUGCCUGUUCAAAAGGAAAAGCAGCAUAAACCAACACAGGGUAAUCCAGACAUAGCUGAUCACGGUUUAGGAAAACUUUCUCCCCUGGGUACCGAAGCUGUGCCUAACUCUGUGGAUAGUACCACUGUGAGUGGACCCAUGUUACAAAUCGAAAGUAUCUGUUCUCUUGCAGAAGGGGAUGUAUCUUACAAUUCCCAGAUAGCAGAGAUAUUCAACUCUGUACAAAAUGAGCCCCAGAAACCUUCACCUAAUCAGGUAGUUAAUAAUCAACAAGAACAAGUAGAUGGCACCACUGAAAAUAAAGACUUUAGCCUUCAGAAGGAUAAGAAGUAUAUACGGUAUACAUAUGUUCCUCGUGAGGUCACUGAGCAGCCAGAGCUGCUGCAGCCUGAAGAGCCAGCAUCUUGCGAGUACGUGGAAGCAAACACAGAAACCAUAGAGGAAAGCAGUAGGGAAUGCAGUGGUGGGAAAGAAAGCACAGCUGAGGAUGUCUGUUCACCGGCUGGUUUUCAGCAGGAUCCUCACCCUCAGGAAACUGAUACGUUAAGCAAUAAGUCAGCCCACUGUCUGCCUGCAGUGAACGAGAUUAAUGAUGAAAGUGAACCUGUCUCAUACCUACAUGACCAGCUGUCAGAACUUUUGAAAGAGUUCCCUUAUGGCAUUGAAACUGUUAGCAGACAUGAAGUGUCUGUGGACCGACAAAAGACACACAAAAUCUUAGAAAAUGAAACUGGCGAUAAGACUGGUAACGUGUUUGGGGAUAGCACAGACCAAAUAAAAAUUACAGUAUUAAACUCUGAACAAAUCAAAGAACUGUUUCCUGAAGAGGAUCAGCCCUGUGACUUAGACAAGUUGGCAGAACCUGAGGGGAAAAAUGUUGCAGAAGUGAAGAGCCCAUGUGACUCACAGGUCCCCAGAGAAGAAAGCCAUGACUUUGGAAUGUUGGACCCAGAGAAAGACAAAAUCCAUUGCUGUGCCUUGGGUUGGCUCUCAAUGGUUUAUGAGGGUGUGCCAAAGUGUCACUGCAGUUCCACUGAAGAGAAGGGGAAAGACCAGUGUUUGGAUAUGAAGAGCUGCAAACAAGGAGAGCAGCCCUGUAAUAAUGGAAUCACUAUUUUUGAAAUUAAUCCUGUUUCUAAUAACCCCAAAACUCCUCUGACCCAAGCAGCUGAGAAAGGCCAUUUUUCUGAAAUGCAUGGUGAUAAGACCAAAGGAUCUAAAACAAAAGACAGCAGAGAGGAACAGGAACAUUUUUCAGCUAAAUGUUACAAAAAAGAUAAAGAUAAUUUUAAAAUGAGACAUGAUAGCUCACUGAAAAUGGAGCAAAAACUAAAAAAUACUUCAUCUGAAUGUGACAGACUAAAUCCCUCAAAAAGCAGUAAAAUAGCAACCCCCGAAAUACUUCAUGUAAAAACUUCCAAUUCUGAUAAAAAUAUGUCAUUUUUUAAACAAGCUUCUCAGGAAAGCCUACAGAGAAAACCCACUUCCCAAGGUUCAAAUCCAGUAAAAGCACCUGUAGAACUUCCUUCAAAUACAGAUCCAUGCAGGAGGAACACCUCAUUGGUACAGUUUGUGUCACCAGAAAAGAAAAAACUAAAAUUCAAAGCAGGUGGCUCCAGACUGAAAUAUUUUGAAAAAAGAAAGACAGACAACAUGAUUAUACCAGAUACGGAGAUAAAAAAGAAGAAAUAUGAAAAGCAAGAGCAGAACAAAAACGCUGGAGAGACACUCAAAUUGUGCAGUGCUCUGAGGGAAUCCAGUGAAAGAGCCAGUGUUCAAGAGAACGCUGUCCCAAGUCCUGAGUCCUCAGACUCGAAGGGCAGCUCCUCGAAGAGUACUAGAGUUAUCACAGUGCAGGAGUAUUUACAACGGCGGAAAGACAAACAUGUAACUGGGAGUGACGCUUCCGGAAACAUCUGUGUAGAAAAUGUGUUGUGUAACUCUGAACACAUGAAGACCAGCAAGGAUUCUGCAGAAGUAAGCUGGGAAAAGUCAGCUGAGGGGCAGAGCAUCCGUGCAGAGACCUCAAAAGAACCAGGACGUAAUUCUACCAGCCAUGGUAAAGCUUUCAAGAUCCACCAUUCUGAAGUGUCUAGAACACACAGUGUGUCAAGUAGUAGUAAAGGGAAGCAGCCUGACAAAAUCUAUAAGGCCCGUACGAGUAAUGAGCACAGCCAGGUGCCUCUUCAGGUAAAGGAACAAAGGAAACAGUACUUGAAUCGAGUUGCAUUUAAAUGCACGGAACGGGAAAGCAUAUGUCUCACAAAGUUGGACAGUGCAUCCAAGAAGCUUAGUACAGAGAAAAAGGAGAGUGAGGCACAUACACUCAAGACAAAAAACAUAGACAAACCUAGUAUGCUAGAGUUUAAAUUAUGUCCAGACGUACUAUUGAAGAACACAAGCUCUGUUGACAAGCAGGAUGAGCCUGAGCCUAAGAAAGAGAAAGCACCUGUGCAAGUUUCAGGAAUAAAAAGUACGAAAGAAGACUGGUUAAAGUGCAUCCCUACAAGGACAAAGGUGCCUGAAUCAAGUCAAGAAAUAGGUAAGCCAUCAUCUGUUUCCUUUUUUGUUUUGUUUUUAAGUUGCCAGCUUAUGUAUGUAUAACACGGAUAUAAUUGCAAUAUUAUCACAGUGCACAGUUUUAUUCAUAAUCUUGUGUUUUAGUCACUUGGUGUUUGUUUGUUUCUGAAGGUAAGAUACCAUUGUUUUCUCUGUCAGGAUGGAUGAGGGAAGCCAGAAUCUAGUUCCUUUUAACCGGAAAAUAAUCACAAUGAAUUAGGUGAGGGAACUUUGAAUCUUUUCUUGAGUAGGGCUAGAGAUAAUGAUUUUCUUGAUCAGAGCUGACUUCAAUUCUGACAUUGAAUCGAGUGAUAUGUAAAUAAGAGUAUUGUGUAAUUGGGAUUAAACUGUUCACUAAGCUCUGUGGCAGGAUGGAUUGUCCUCAAGUAAUGUCUUUCAGCCUCCAUUUAAUUUUUUGCAGGCUGAUUCAUUCAUUUACUUAAACAAGGUAGGCAAGUGUAUUUCCAUUUGUCAUCUGCCUCACUACAUCGCUAGAAUGGGGACUUGGACCCGGUCUGGUCCCUUUAUUUAAAGUUUAUUGAGGAUAAUGGUGUAAGUAUUUAAAGGACAGAAAGCUAGUAGUUAUCAUGGUAGCUUUUAUUUGUUUGUUGGAGGUUGGGCUCAGCAACUGUCUAUCUGGUAGGCUAACCUUGUACCCAUCAUGAACUUCUUCUGUGCUGAUGAGAAUAGAAUCCAGGGCUCUGUGCAUACUAAACAAGAACUGUAUUAGACGGAUCCUCAUUGUUUAACUAAAAG